AUGUACAAAUUACACAGGAAACUAUCUACACCAAGGGGAUUGUCUAUUCCAAGGGGAUUGUCUACACCAAGGGAAAUUGUCUACACCAAGGGAAACUUUCUACACCAAAGGGAAAUUGCCUACACCCAAGGGAAACUAUCUACACCCAAGGGAAACUGUAUUCACCAAAGGAAACUGUCUACACCAAGGGAACUUGUCUUCACCAAGGGGAUUGUCUACACCAAGGGAAACUGUCUACACCAAGGGGAUUGUCUAUUCCAAGGGGAUUGUCUACACCAAGGGAAAUUGUCUACACCAAGGGAAACUUUCUACACCAAAGGGAAAUUGCCUACACCCAAGGGAAACUAUCUACACCCAAGGGAAACUGUAUUCACCAAAGGAAACUGUCUACACCAAGGGAACUUGUCUUCACCAAGGGGAUUGUCUACACCAAGGGAAACUGUCUACACCAAGGGAACCUGUCUACACCAAGGGAAACUGUUUACACCAAAGAUACUGUCUAGACCAAAGGAACUUGUCUUCACCAAGGGGAUUGUCUACACCAAGGGAAACUAUCUACACCAAGGGAACCCGUCUACACCAAGGGGAUUGUCUAUUCCAAGGGGAUUGUCUACACCAAGGGAAAUUGUCUACACCAAGGGAAACUUUCUACACCAAAGGGAAACUGCCUACACGCAAGGGAAACUAUCUACACCCAAGGGAAACUGUAUUCACCAAAGGAAACUGUCUACACCAAGGAGAUUGUCUACACCAAGGGGAUUGCCUACACCAAGGGAAACUGUCUACACCAAGGAAAAUUGUCUACACCAAGGGAAACUCUCUACACCAAGGGAAACAUUCUACACCAAAGGGAAACUGCCUACAUGCAAGGGAAACUAUCUACACCCAAGGGAAACUGUAUUCACCAAGGGAAACUCUCUACACCCAAGGGAACUGCCAACACCAAGGGAAAUUUUCUACACCAAAGGCAACUGUCUACACCCAAGGAAACUAUCUACACCCAAAGGAAACUGUCUACACCAAGGGAAACUUUCUACACCAAAGGCAACUGUCUACACCAAAGAAAACUAUCUACAUCCAAGGGAAAUUGUCUACACCUAG
This is a messenger RNA of Ylistrum balloti, 1101 nucleotides long. RefSeq lists its product as uncharacterized. NCBI's taxonomy places the organism in Eukaryota, Metazoa, Mollusca, Bivalvia, Pectinida, Pectinidae. The record is from RefSeq and is a predicted model, not a curated record. The coding region runs from base 1 to 1101 and encodes 366 amino acids. The transcript has 2 exons.